UAUGUAAAGGUGUUCGAACGUAAUCAAAGGAUCGAGAAUAAUAUAUCUUCGCGAAAGAGAAGAAAAUGCAGUCGACUUGCCAGCAGCAACAGGCCCAGCCAGGUCAGAACGGGACAUCGGCGAGCAGAACCUCGUUUUUGAUCGAAGACAUUUUGAGCCGUGGCACAGCACCCCCGCAUUCCCAUCACCAGCUUCACCACCAACACCUGACGUCCGCCCACGGGGUGCAGCAUCAACAAUACCAACAAUUCGCCAGCUUGUUGCCCGGUUACCCUUCCGCACCACCCACGGCCACUUUCUUCCUCGGACCGCUUUUCGGUAACACCGCAAUGGGGGUUGGAGUGGUGCCGGGAGUUACCGAACUCGCGGCCUUGAAGCACUGCCGCCGACGAAAGGCAAGAACAGUGUUCAGCGACCAACAAUUAGCGGGUUUGGAAGCUAGAUUCGAGGUGCAGAGGUAUCUGAGCACGCCUGAAAGGGUCGAGCUCGCGGCGGCUCUUCACCUCUCCGAGACCCAAGUGAAAACGUGGUUUCAAAACAGGCGGAUGAAGCAUAAGAAACAAUUGAGGAAAUUGAACACCAGCGCGGGAAGCAAUGGAAAUCAGAAUUCCAAUCAGCAGUGCAACCAAUCAGUUUCCGUUACAUCACCCGCCGAACGGCCGGUGGAUUUUUCUCUGAGCGGCGGCCGAGAAUCACGGGCGAGCAGCGACGCGCCAGUGGAUUCGGACGACGACGAAAUCGAUGUGCUGGGUGACGAGACGCCAUCACCUACGCGAACGACCAACAUCCACGUUUCCAGACGCACCACCGGUUCACCGACCGGUUUUCAUCAGCUCACUUAUCGCCAUUCCGUCACUUUGUCUCAUCAACCGACCCAACAACCCAUUCAACGUGCUCAACAUCGCUGAAACGAGAUGGCGGAAGGAUGAUGGUGGUGAUGAUG
Molecule: messenger RNA, 943 nt
Organism: Apis dorsata (giant honeybee)
Lineage: Eukaryota; Metazoa; Arthropoda; Insecta; Hymenoptera; Apidae
Gene: bsh
Product: brain-specific homeobox protein homolog
Exons: 3
Coding region: 66-908 (280 amino acids)
Biological process (GO): regulation of DNA-templated transcription
Molecular function (GO): DNA binding; DNA-binding transcription factor activity, RNA polymerase II-specific
Source: RefSeq, a predicted model, not a curated record